GGAACGAAGCGGAUAUAGACGUAGGAUUUGAUCUCAGGAAUAAUACAAAAUUAGCCCGAGAAUAUAAUGGUGUAUAUUCUACGACACUGUUUGCUAGUGUCGCGAAGGAUUUGCUUUCAUCUCAUUCGCCAGAUGAACCGCUGUACCUCUUCCUAUCUUUUCAGUCUGUUCACAGUCCACUCCAGGUUCCGAAAGCAUUCGAAGAUCGGUACAGCAAUAUCAAAGACGAAAAGCGUAGAAAAUACAGCGGGAUGGUUACAGCAAUGGAUAACGCAGUUGGUGUCGUCGUUGAGGCUCUGAAAGAAAACGGAUUUUGGGAGAACUGCCUAAUAGUGUUCACUACAGAUAAUGGAGGCCAAACUUCCGCUGGAGGAAACAACUGGCCUCUUAGAGGAGGCAAAGGAACAUUAUGGGAAGGAGGAACAAGAGCUGUUACAUUUGUAUAUGGAUCCAUAUUGAAGAAAAGAGGUUACGUAAAUGAUAAGCUUUUUCACGCUGUUGACUGGUUUCCAACUCUGUUAACCGUAGCUGGAGCGCAACCAGUUUCAGGCAUAGAUGGCAUAGAUCAAUGGACUGUAUUGAGUGAAAACGACACGGCUGUAAGAAAUGAAAUAAUCUACAAUAUCUAUGAUUUAGACAUACCUAAAGCAGCAAUUAGAAUUGGUGAUUAUAAAUUGAUACAAGGUUUUCCGGGUAAACCAACUGACUGGAUAGCUCCAGCAGAUAAUUCAGACGCAAAGAGCAUAUAUUGUACCAUUAAGGAGAAUAGUACUGAAGGUUUGGGGCAGAUUUAUAGACUUUAUAAUUUAAAAGAUGAUCCCACAGAACACUACAAUUUGGCGCAAAAGCAUCCAAAGGUAGUCCACAGGCUUAAAAGACGACUCGACAAAUUAAAGACUCGUGCGGUUCCAGCUGAUGAUCCUUCUUCAGAUGAAAAGGGAGAACCGAAAUUUUGGAGAGGCAGUUUCAGUUACGGUUGGUGCAAAGCAAAAUAACCUCCAGACUGUACUUGCUGUUAACUUAAAUGAUACGAAAAUUUCUUAAAUGUACGAUUUCUACAUGGAGGAAAAGAUGAGAAUCUGGAUGUAAAUAAAGAUAACGGUAAAUAAAUUUGACGUACAACGUUUAAGAUAGAUACGAAAAUUCAGGAUGUUGGAAUUUAAGAUGCGAUCUAUAUUAUAAAUCCAGAAAAAAAUCAAAUUCCUAGUUUAGAUCAAUACAGGACAAUCCAAAAGUCGAUUUAGAGUGUUUACAUUUCAAAUCAAUCUGAUGUGCAAUAUAUGUUAAGUGUGACAAAAUACUCGAUGACUACCAAAGAGGAGAGAUGCUUUACUGAACUAUAAGGAAGAGCAGUUCGCAUUCAUAUUACAUGUGAGGAAAGGCACUAAAACCCCAUGCAGCUAGUCCACUCGUUGGGAGCUAAGCCCAGUUUAUAGUAUCUGUGCCCAACAUUAUCUUAUCGGACACGGAGGACCUGAAUUUACUAUGUAAAGUAAAUGCUGUUAGCAUAGAAAUGACAAAGCACGCAAGGGCUCUCUGCAUAAGAGGAGGGAUGAGUUCGUGGAGGACUUCCGAAUGCCAAGCGGCUCGUAGUCACGUUACAUGUGUGGAAAACCAUAUUAACGGGGUUACAAUAAAAUAAUUUCAUUAUGCAAGUACUUUAAUAGCAGCUGUAUUCAGUACAGAAUACUUGUACUUUGGAAUCUAAACCAGUCUCUGCUCAAAUUAUGACUGUCCCGAUUCAACAUUUGGCUGGAAUAACUUAACGUUUUUCCUAACUUGGAAGAAAACAGGAUUCGGAUUUGUUAAACAUUCAUGCAAUACCUCAUGUUGCUUCUAUGAUACUAACAUUUGCUCUCAACUUUUGGACAGAAUUAAGCGGUAAGCUAUCAUUUUCAACAUGAAUUACCAUCAAUAUCUCAACUAACAGCUUUUGUUUAACACGUUGAGCGCGGCCCCGAAUUUGCUGUCCUUUCCGUUCAGGCGGCAGCGAACUAAGCCGCAUUUUUGUUUAGAAUGUUUCAAUACAUUUCAUUAAAAUUAAAUUUGAUCACAUUUCAA
This is a messenger RNA of Stegodyphus dumicola, 2061 nucleotides long. Its product is annotated as arylsulfatase B-like. The record is from RefSeq and is a predicted model, not a curated record. Gene Ontology annotation, molecular function: sulfuric ester hydrolase activity. Lineage: Eukaryota; Metazoa; Arthropoda; Arachnida; Araneae; Eresidae.